UGCUGCGCUAGUUCGUCGUCGCACUGCCAGGGACCCGAACUGCUGAAGAGCUAAAACAUCACUACAGACAGCACGCAGUCAGUCAGGCUACAGGAGAGUAGGAGGCUUAUCGCAACGUCGCGUGGUCAGAUUUUUAAGUACACACACACACACACACACACACAUAUAGGCCUUAAGUACUAGUACACUAAAGUCUAGCAGCUUAAAGCAAGAAAAAAAAAAAGCGGGCCCUUCUCUUAAGACCAUCUUAAGUUGUGAGAGCAUACACACACUGGCUUUUGGAAGCCUCUUACAACAGCAAGAAGAAGAAGAAGAAGAAGCAGGAAGAAAAAAGAAGGAACUCUGAAAGUUUCAUCGGUGGGAAUCGACUGGAAAUUUGGCGAUUCACGUGGCACGCAUUGUGAAUUUUCAUUUGUGAAUAUUGGUGAAGGCAAGUUGUAGCUGCAAAGUGAAAAUUCAUCGACGAACGUUCGGCUUUUAAAAAGAAAAAGAGGUUGAAUUCCAACAUUUGCUUUUUGGGAUUUCCUGACUGAAUUUCGAAUCAUCAAAUCAAUUUAGCCAGAAGAAAGCAGCAAACACCCCCCCAAAGAAGAAGAACAGAAAACCCGAAGGCUACAAAAAAAGGUGGAGCUGGGAAAAAGAGGAAGGAGACUGCAAAGAACCUUCACUCCUCCUCCUAUACACUGCGUGGGGACCUCGCCUCCCAUUUUCUCCUUGUGAACUGCCAUAUCGUCACCGGUCGUGAAGGUUUUCUUGGAAAGAAGAAGAAAAGAAGAGAAAAAAAAGGGGGGAAGGCGAGGACACACUGGAAGAAGUAGGAAAGAAAGAAAGAAAAAAAAAAGGAGGAGGAGAUCCAAAUCUUUUCCUUUUUUUUUUUUUUUUCGUCUUAUUUUCUUUUUUUUUUCUUUUUCACUUGUGUCAAGACUUGAUCCGGCCCAGGCCAGUGCAAAGUGAACUAUCGACCGGCUGUGACGUGUCUCUCAGACUGCGUACACACACAACCAUAUUCUUUAAUUUUUAAUUGACGAAAACGAAAAAAGAGUGUGUUGCUAGCUUUUUUUUUUUUAAAGUGUUGUUUUCAUUUCGUCGUGUGUGCUGCAAGUGUUAAUCAUCGAGGCAACUCGCAAGAAAGAAAAACGAAGAAAAACGAAAGGCAUCAGCGUGGAGUGGGUGCCAAUCGGUGCUGCUGAUCACUGGGAAUCAUCAGCAGCAGUCGACAAUUACAAGAGGAACGACAUCUUGAAUCGUCUUUUCGAGUUGAAUCAUCGUCUGCUAGAGCCGUGCGGAGACUCGAAAAUUGAUAAUUCUGCUAAUAUCAUGGCCUACCUGGCCAAAGGCAAUCCGUACGCAAUGAAUAUGGGUGUGGGCAUGGGUCCCGUCGGCCUACAUCAUCACCAUUCGCAAGGAGGUUUGGGUCACGUUGGCGGAGGUGGAAUGCCCGGCUUGGCCGGAUUGGCAAUGCCUCCGUCGGCCAUGGAUCCACUCCAUUCGGCCGUCGGGUUCCCUCCAGGUAUGGACCGACCAUGGAGUAAUGGAGCUGGACGCAAACAGAGACGAGAACGGACGACAUUCACUCGUGGCCAGCUGGAUGUUCUUGAAUCAUUAUUCGCUAAAACUCGUUAUCCGGACAUUUUCAUGCGCGAAGAAGUGGCUCUCAAAAUCAACCUGCCGGAAUCUCGUGUCCAGGUUUGGUUCAAGAAUCGACGGGCAAAGUGUCGCCAGCAAUCUCAGCAGCAACAACAGCAACAACAACAACAGCAGAGCACUGGCGGAAGUUCAGGAAGCAGUAAAAGCACUGGAACGCCGAGGCCUAAAAAGAUCAAAAAUUCAUCGCCGGGCAGUCCCGUUUCGAGUCGCCAACAGCAGCAACAGCAGCAACAACAACAACAAUCGUCAAUCAUCAAUUCAACUCCGAGUCAGGCCGGUCUUAGCCUGCAGCAACAGCAGCAACAAAUUCAGCAGCAACAACAACAACAUCAAACGAAAAUGCAUCGCGAUUGCAGUCCGCCUUCUUCGUUGCCCCUACACUCUCCGCACACGCCGUCGUCUUCUGUCACGCCUACACCGACGCCUCCACCUUUAGGUGCCGGCGGACUGACGGGCGGUUACGGCACGAUGGUGGCCGGUAUGGUUGACGUAUCGACACACGCCUCUACUGGCGGAGGUGUAGGCGGUGUAGGUGGAGGUUAUGGAAAUGGCGGCAAUACCAACUUCUGGGGUGGACACGACUUUCACGUUCCUUCUCCGCAACGGGCCGGCUCUUACGGCCUUGCGACUGGACCUAAAAUGACGGGAUCGAGUUCAUCGGUCGGAACGCCCAUGAGCGGAUCUAUGGGCUCGUUUUCGUCGCCUAGUUCAAUGCACGGGAUGUCGCCCAUGGGUAUGAUGCCCACCGGUUAUCCAUCUCCCAAUCCGAGUCCGGCCGGAUGCUACGGCGUGGCCACAGCCGGAGGCUAUGCCGCCGCUGCGGCUGCUGCCGCCAACGCGGCUCCUUAUUACAGUAACGUCGGAAUGGACUAUCAUCAUCAUCACCACACUACACACUCCAUGGCCAGUCAUCAUCAUUUCAUGGGCUCUUACGGACAGAUGUCCAGUUAUCCUGGAUCGGCCCAAUCGGCCUAUGCUAGUGCUUCAGCAGCGGCUCAAGCGGCCGUUCAAGCCAAUCAUCACCACCAUCACGGUGGCGUCAUUGGCAAUAGCCGGCCCGCGCUGCCCAGCACUGUAGGCGUUCAGCAACAACAGCAGCAGCAACAACAACAACAAGACUGUUUGGACUAUGAGGCUAAAUUUCAAGUGCUGUGAGCCAACACACAUUUUAGUUUUAUUUUUUCGUGUAUAGAUUCUGAAAAUAUUCUUCAUUUUCUCUCUCCUCCUCCUCCUCGUGUGUGUGUGUUUUUCCCGCAGGCCGCCGUCAUUUUGUUUUUAUGUGAUGACUUUGAAACAAAAAAAAAAUUUAAUUAACUUACACCGAAAAGAGAUCAAAUAGUGUCUUCCCCAUCUUUCGAUUUCCCAUAGUCCUUGCAUUACCACAAUCCCUUUUUAUAUUUUUCUUUUAUAAUUAUCUUGGAAUUCUUGAAAAAACAAGUUUUGUGAACAUAUUUUCUCUUGACUACGGAUUUAAAGAAAAUUUGAAGCUGGGGAUGAAAAAAAACAAACAAAACAAAUCAUUUAUCGAUAUUAAUCGUCAUUUUUCCCUGUCUCGUCUCUUCUUUCGUGUGUUCCAGCUGCCCCUCGAUUUCUUAUAUGCCCCACUACUUCCCUAGUUUUGGUUUUUAAAAACAAGAAUUGUAUAUUUUGAUUGAAUAAGAAAAAAGGCAAGACAAUUA
Daphnia magna is the source of this 3326-nucleotide messenger RNA. Its product is annotated as homeobox protein OTX1. The coding region runs from base 1318 to 2802 and encodes 494 amino acids. Gene Ontology annotation, cellular component: nucleus. The record is from RefSeq and is a predicted model, not a curated record. Lineage: Eukaryota; Metazoa; Arthropoda; Branchiopoda; Diplostraca; Daphniidae. Gene Ontology annotation, molecular function: DNA-binding transcription factor activity, RNA polymerase II-specific; RNA polymerase II cis-regulatory region sequence-specific DNA binding. Gene Ontology annotation, biological process: regulation of transcription by RNA polymerase II. The transcript has 5 exons.